AAUCAAAUUUAGAUAAUAAUUUAUGUGAAUUUUUCAUAAAAAUUUGAUAUUUUUCAGGCAAGCUUAUGGUCUAGUUGAGGAAUUGAGUGGUAAACGGGUUUAAAAGUACUUCAUAUCUCCCAAAACACAGCAUUAAUGUAUAGAUGGAAAGUAAAUGAAAAAAAUGAUAUAUUAUUUGUAUCAUUAAAAAUUUAUAUAUUUUUUGUAAUCACUCUUUUAAUCUCUGGAGUCAUUUUUACCCCCAAGGGACUAACGUAUACAGGAAACAGGGUCUUAUGAGGGUUAAAGAGACCAAGAAACAAUUAUAUAUGAUCACUGUAACAUUGCAAAAACAACUAAUCUAAUUCUGGCAUGGUGGCCUAAGACUUUUGCACAGUACUGUAUCUUAUUACUAGACGAUUGAUUGAUUAAUUAAUUAUUGAUAAUUAAAAUGCGAAUUAUCAUGAAAUGUUAUACACUAGUCAGUAUUUAACUCAUUAUUGUGCUUCUGUUUGUGUACACUAGGUGGCAUAAGUUGUUCGUUUUGUUUCCAAUGAGAGUGUUGGCACAGAAAUGAAUUUGCAAAGUUUGUAUGACAGACAGUAUGUCACAAUCUGACAAAUCAACGGCUGUAAUUUUUAUUUAUAAACGGGAGAAAAUUAUAGGCCUUGACAUUAAUCCUAUAAUUACAGCUAUAUUACAUAAAAACACAGAAGAAAGCCUUAUUAGCAUUUAAAAGGUAUGUGUGUUUUUCAAGUUAUAGUGGCUUUAUUAUAUUUAUUUGGUUUUCUUUCUUUGAACAGAAUGUAUUGACUGAUUUUCGAGCGUAAUUUAAUAUGUGUCCACUAAUUUUUCAAUAAUUAAUUUGUUACAAUGCUAUAAUGAAGUUGUUAGAUAUAGCCUACCCCCAAAAAAUAAUUUAAAAAAAUUCUGAACAAUUGCUAUUUUCCAUCAAAAAUCUUUCUAAACGUUUUAAAUCAAAACGUAGAUCAGAUCAUAUUUUCAGCAUUAUUAUUACAACUUUUUUGUAGCAAAUGAAAGCAAUUAAUUAAACUGUAGAUUAUUCACAACUACAAGUAGCCUAACUUUGCAAGAAACAUAGGAUCGUAUUAUGUACUGUAUAUUGCUGUGGAUGUGGUUAAAACGCCUUUUAAAUGCCAAAUCCGCACAUUAAAGAAAAACUGAAGCAAGCGAAAGCGCACGUGCGGUAUAGGGUUGCUUUACGCAGACAUACACACCGCACGGUGCACGCUCAAAAGCAAAUACACUCCCUCCUGCAGGGCACAUGGGAAAAUGCUGAGACAUUCAAUAAGUCAUCAUCGUGCAAAGGGUCCCGAUGGUCUUUUCUUGACCAUAAGGACCAAAUGGAUGCGCGGACUUUUUAUAUCCAUUCUCUUAAAUUGCUUUAGACAAACAUUGGCGCAUCCUCAGUGUUUGGACUUCCAGCCACCUUUCAAACCCCUUUACCACCUUGAGUUUUGUAGGCAUUAUGAGAAUUUUGGUUGUUGUGAUCAAAAAGCGGACAAUCGUAUUGCGAUGAGAUACUGGGAUAUAAUGGACCUGAUUGGUGAUGAGGCAUAUGAGGUGUGCGGUGAUUUGGUAAAAGAUAUCAUGUGCCAGGAGUGUUCCCCUUAUGCUGCUCACUUGUUUGAUGCUGAGGAUCCUUACACUCCAGUGCGUCACAUACCAGGACUGUGCCCUACCUACUGUUCAGAAUUCCACAGUAAGUGUGACUUUGUGGUCAAGUACUUAACCAACAGUCGAACCCUACUGGAGACGUGCGAGAAAGAUGGCUCACAUUUCUGUACCAUCAUCAAUCUCCCCGAUCAGGACUACUGCUACCCCAAUGUCCUGAAAAACAACGAACUGUACAGCAAUCUAGGCAAUGUGGAGGACCUUAAGGGAUGCCUGCAACUGUGCUUGAUGGAGGUGGCCAAUGGGCUGAGGAACCCUGUUCUUAUGCUCCACAGCGGUGAUGACACUCACCGUAUGUUUGUGGCUGAGCAGGUAGGCUUUGUGUGGGUUUAUCUGAGAGAUGGAAGUCGAGUUGAGAAACCCUUCUUGGAUAUCAGUGGAGAGGUGCUGACCACGCCGUGGCUGGGUGAUGAACGAGGUUUUCUUGGCCUAGCCUUCCAUCCAAAGUACAGAGACAAUGGACGCUUCUUCAUCUACUACUCCAUUCUGGUCAACGGCAUACUUGAGAAAGUUCGCAUCAGCGAGAUGAAGGUCUCAGCUUAUGACAUGAACAUGGCAGACCCCUACUCAGAGAGAGUUCUUCUUGAGAUAGAGGAGCCUGCAGCAAAUCAUAACGGUGGACAGCUUUUGUUUGGCUUAGAUGGGUACCUGUACAUAUUCACAGGGGAUGGCGGAAAAUCAGGGGACCCUUUUGGAAAGUUUGGAAAUUCCCAAAACAGGUAUGCAUGGUUCUCAAAGUGCUCAAGUUUUUCCACCUUAUUCCCAGACCCUUUUAUUAAAGCUUUACCGACCUUGCAAAUAUGUUUCAGAUCAGCCUUGUUGGGAAAAGUGCUUCGCAUUGAUGUGGAUGUUAGCAGUAAAGAUGAGAAGCCAUAUAAGAUCCCUCCAGACAACCCCUUUAUCAUGGAACCUGAUGCCAAGCCUGAGGUCUAUGCUUAUGGUGUGAGGAACAUGUGGCGGUGCUCAGUGGAUCGAGGGGAUCCAGUGACCCAGUAUGGCAGGGGGAGAAUAUUCUGUGGCGAUGUGGGCCAGAAUCGAUAUGAGGAGAUUGACAUCAUUGUGAAGGGAGGAAACUAUGGAUGGAGGGCAAAAGAAGGCUUUGAAUGUUUUGAUGCAAAAUUGUGCCAGAACUCCUCUCUAGAUGACGUUCUCCCAAUAUUUGCUUAUGGACAUCAUGUUGGAAAAUCAGUAACUGGAGGUUAUGUGUACAGAGGAUGCGAGUCACCUAAUCUCAAUGGUCUUUACAUUUUUGGAGAUUUUAUGAGUGGACGAUUAAUGGCUCUAGAAGAGGAAAAGGAAGCUGGGAGUUGGAAGGAAAAGAAUGUCUGUAUGGGUGACACUAAAACCUGCUCUUUUCCUGGCCUUAUAAAUCACCACCAUAAGUUUAUCAUCUCGUUUGCUGAAGAUGAAUCAGGAGAGCUUUAUUUUCUGGCAACCUCCUACCCAAGUUCAACGUCUCCCUUUGGCACUGUCUAUAAGUUUGUGGAUCCAUCCAGGAGAGCACCUCCAGGAAAAUGCAAAUAUAAGCCACUUCCUGUGAAGGUCAGGGGAAAGAAAGUGCCAUUUACACCCAGAGAAUUAACUGUACUUGGCAUAAAUGAAACUCCUACGAGACCACCACUGGAAAACAUUACAUUCACCACUAAACCACCAAGCACACGCCAGUCUACAAGAACCAAACCCACCACAUCUGGACCAGAGAUAAAACACUUGGGUCAAACCACUACAGCAAAAUUACACGAAAAGUCAAAGACGACAACUCUGCCAAAAGAGAAGCAAAACAAUGCACGCAGCACACCUGUAAAGAAAGUUGCUCCUCACAGUAGAAAGAAGACCAAGAAGGAAAGAAAAGACAAACUAUCCCGCAAAACAUCUGUAAAAGGAUCUCAGACAAGACAGAAAACGACACCACUCAAACCAACAAAACCAAAAAAGGAGAUAAAACCAACCAUUUGGUUACAAAAGGCUGGAAAAGAAAUAAAGAAACCAAAGAGCAAACCUAAGGUGAACAACAAACCUAAGAUAACGGUUUCUAGAAAGAAUCAAGACAAAAAGACAACAAAGAACUCGCAUACAAAAAAGAAAAAACUGCCUGAAUAAUCCUUAUGUCUGAUGUAUUAUAAGAUGGUAAAUAUAGUGAAGCUUUGAAAAUUUAAACAUAUCCGUUUUCAAAAAAUGUAUCGAAGAAAUUACAGGUCUGAGGUCAGACAGAUGUGCGAGGUGUCAGACCAAACAGAAAAUAGAAACAAUCUUGUGCCACUUUUCAAUUUUAUUUAGCAUACGGAACAGCAUUCUUUAAAUGUUCAUGCUAUUUUGGGGUGUGGUUAAGUAAUUAG
This is a messenger RNA of Misgurnus anguillicaudatus (oriental weatherfish), 4010 nucleotides long. The record is from RefSeq and is a predicted model, not a curated record. Lineage: Eukaryota; Metazoa; Chordata; Actinopteri; Cypriniformes; Cobitidae.